AUGUUUAGCAAUCCUAGUGAACUGAGAAAGUCAACCCACCCAAAAGUUCAGGUACCCUCCUCUACUUCAGUUUUCCGGAACGUUGUAAUGCCUGCAUUUCUUGUGUUGAUGGAGUUUCAUUUCACUGGUUUUGGGAAUGAAGUCCUGUGUUCUUUUAUAGAGGCUAAUAUGAGCUUUGCUGCGCCAUCACUUGGUUCUGCUGGUGGUAGAACUGCUAGGAGAGCAGUUGAAUUUGGAAGAACCUACGUUGUCAGGCCUAAAGGUAAACACCAAGCGACUAUAGUUUGGUUGCAUGGCCUCGGGGAUAAUGGCUCCAGUUGGUCCCAGCUACUAGAGACCCUUCCUCUUCCAAAUAUUAAAUGGAUAUGCCCAACUGCUCCUACUCAGCCAAUAUCUAUUUUUGGUGGCUUUCCAUCUACUGCUUGGUUUGAUGUUGGAGACAUUUCAGAAGAUGCUCCUGAUGAUCUUGAAGGUUUGGAUGCUUCAGCUGCACAUGUUGCAAAUUUGUUGUCUACGGAGCCUGCAGACAGUAGGUUUCUCUUGCAAUAUUUCUUUUCUAUUUAUGUUCCUUUUAAGCUUGGUGUUGGAGGGUUCAGCAUGGGAGCAGCUACUGCCCUGUACUCUGUGUCCUGCUUUACUGCUGGAAAAUAUGGGAAUGGGAAUGCUUAUCCUGCCAACCUAAGUGCAGCUGUUGGUUUAAGUGGCUGGCUUCCAUGCUCAAAGACCUUGAGUGACAAGUUACAAGGGAUAGAUGAAGCUACAAGGCGUUCUCAAUCCUUUCCUGUUUUGCUGUGUCAUGGAAAAGGUGAUGAUGUUGUUCCCUAUAAGUUCGGUGAGAAGUCCUCGAAGUGCUUAAGUUCAACUGGCUUUCAGGAUGUAACUUUUAAAGCUUAUAAUGGGCUUGGACACUACACAAUUCCAGAAGAGAUGGACGAGGUUUGUGCUUGGCUAACGUCAAAAUUGGGCCUUGAGGGGAAUACUGCUUAG
Molecule: messenger RNA, 987 nt
Organism: Sphenostylis stenocarpa
Lineage: Eukaryota; Viridiplantae; Streptophyta; Magnoliopsida; Fabales; Fabaceae
Source: the annotation of a GenBank genome assembly